This is a messenger RNA of Raphanus sativus (radish), 1769 nucleotides long. Its product is annotated as cytochrome P450 76C3. Gene Ontology annotation, molecular function: iron ion binding; oxidoreductase activity, acting on paired donors, with incorporation or reduction of molecular oxygen; heme binding. The coding region runs from base 119 to 1654 and encodes 511 amino acids. The transcript has 4 exons. NCBI's taxonomy places the organism in Eukaryota, Viridiplantae, Streptophyta, Magnoliopsida, Brassicales, Brassicaceae. The record is from RefSeq and is a predicted model, not a curated record.
UUUGCGAACUUGUUCCAAAUUAGAUAAUAUCUCUAUUUUUUAAGAAAAACAUGAAAACAACAUAUGUUAUAUUGGAGUUAUAUAUAUUAUAAGCAUCUCUAGUUCAUUAACACCGUCAAUGGAACUCUCAAUAAUUUCGGCCGUAUGUACGGUCCUCUUUUUCCUUGUAACUCUCUUCUUUUUCUCCACCGCAAGAACUGGGAGGAACUCCAGCUACGACGGCAAUGGCCAAGGCUCACUUCCGCCGGGUCCCCCGGGACUCCCACUGGUCGGAAACAUAUUCCAACUCGGCUUCAAUCCUCACCGUUCACUUGCUGUCUUUUCGAAAACGUAUGGACCUAUAAUGAGUUUAAAGCUUGGAAGGUUAACCACAGUGGUUAUAUCUUCACCAGAAGCAGCUAAAGAGGCACUUAAAACACACGACCAUGUCUUGUCUGCUCGAACCUUUAACGACCCGAUUAGGGCCUUUGAUCACCAUAAACAUUCCGUUGUCUGGAUUCCUGCAUCUGCUCGUUGGAGGUUUCUGAAGAAGAUAGUAGUGCAAAAUUUGCUAUCACCGCAAAACCUAGACGGUAUCCAAUCCAUAAGGAUGAAAAAGGUGGAGGAACUUGUGAGCUUAGUAAACAAAUUUUGCGAGAGAGGAGAGGCUAUUGACAUGGCUCGUGCUUCCUUCAUCACAUCUUUCAAUAUAAUCUCAAAUGCAUUGUUUUCUGUUGAUUUGGCCACGUAUAACUCUAACUCGUCGUCUUUCGAGUUCCACGAAACGGUGGUUCGUCUUAUGGAGAUCUGUGGGAAACCCAGCGCAGGAGAUUUUUUCACGUCUCUGAGGUUUCUUGACCUACAAGGUAGCAGAAAAGAGUCGGCACUCUGCAUAGAGAAGCUAUUUAGGGUUUUCCAAGAAUUUAUUGAUGAUCGUGUGGCCAAAAGAUUGUCUCAGACAGAGACCUCGAGUAUUGAUAUGUUAGAUGCUCUUCUCGAUAUUACACAGCAAAACGAAGAAGAGUUCACCAUGAAUGAUAUGAAACACAUGUUUCUCGACUUGUUUGUUGCGGGAACGGAUACAAACUCUAGUACAAUGGAGUGGGCUAUGACGGAGCUACUCCGUAACCCGGAGAAGAUGGUCAGAGCUCAGAGUGAGAUACGCCAAGUGAUAGGUGAAAACGGUGUCGUCCAAGAAUCUGAUAUCCCGCGGUUGCCUUACUUGCUAGCAGUUGUGAAAGAGACUCUUCGUUUGCAUCCUCCAGCUCCUUUGAUCCCUCGAAAAUCUGAAUCUGAUGUCCAAAUCUUUGGUUUCCUCGUUCCAAAGAACUCUCAGGUUUUCGUGAACGUUUGGGCAAUGGGACGAGACUCGAACGUGUGGGAGAAUCCAAUGAAAUUCGAGCCAGAGAGGUUCUUGUUACGAGACACCGAUGUAAGAGGCAAAGAUUUCGAGCUGAUACCGUUUGGAUCAGGACGAAGAAUGUGUCCUGGAAUCACAAUGUCAUUGAGGACAACACCUAUGGUGCUUGCCUCUCUUCUCUAUUCCUUUGACUGGAAACUCCAAGACGGUGUCGUCCCUGGAAACAUGGACAUGAGUGAAGUCUUCGGUCUUACUUUGCAUAAAGCUAAACCUCUCUUUGUCGUACCCAUCAAGAAACCUAUAUUAUCGUCUUAAUAUUCUCCAUGGUAUUCUAUUCUUUGUAAAAUAAGACUUCUUGUGGGUCAAUAUUAAAAACAUAGAUAUCAGACACUCAAUCUAUUCAAAAAGAAUUACCAAAGGUUUUUUUUUU